Molecule: messenger RNA, 3105 nt
Organism: Geosmithia morbida
Lineage: Eukaryota; Fungi; Ascomycota; Sordariomycetes; Hypocreales; Bionectriaceae
Exons: 3
Coding region: 1-3105 (1034 amino acids)
Biological process (GO): nucleolar large rRNA transcription by RNA polymerase I
Cellular component (GO): RNA polymerase I core factor complex
Molecular function (GO): RNA polymerase I transcription regulatory region sequence-specific DNA binding; RNA polymerase I general transcription initiation factor binding
Source: RefSeq, a predicted model, not a curated record
AUGGCUGACGCUCGGCAAUUUGCCGACCUGCGAUUUGGUCACGUCGGCCGCUUGACUUAUCUGCCCAGAGACGACAGGACUACUGGUCAACCCGGUUCUCUUCACACCACGCGGCUCACAUCUAACCAGCCCUGCUUCAAGCAAGUAGGCUCUUCUACAGAGCUAUUCCCGGCCUCUCGCUCAGAACUGCCGGAACCCACCCACUCGCACCUAUGGGCGGAGCGGAAUCUCCAGACGCGAUGGCUCCUCAAGUCUCACCCCGAGGCCUUCAUGGGAAACCCUGAGCUGGCUACGCUCCUUAGAGAGGAUGACGAGAGGUUCCGGAGGCUGGACGGUGCCUCGUCGACACGGUCUGUGCUCGCCAUGGGUGAGAUGCUGGACUCGAGCACCGCCUACCGGCCCACGGUGGCGCCUGUCCUUGCCACGGCAACUGGUGAGUCGGGUGAGCUGCUUCGUCUGGUGCGCGUCGAAGACACUCGUUGGGGUUGGGGCGACAGCACUGGCACCACGCUCCACCUAUCCGUCAUCGAUCCUGUUGACCACGAGGACGAGGUGCUCUGGGCAAGCGACGGCCUUCCCAUCUCUCAGGUCAAGUUCGCAGCCAGCCUGUCGAUCAGAUGGCUCCUGGUGCAGAAACAGACGUCGACCACCAUACUGUAUCCGGAAUACAACAAGGUGCCCAGAUCCGAGAGUCGAUCUUACAGGAACUCCCGCCAGGCGCUGUCCCGGAUCAACCCGACGCCGCUUCUGGCGUUGAGCCACCGCAACACGGGCGGAAACGCUCACUCGGACGUGGCAUUCAACCCCCCCGGCGACGACCGGUCACCCCAGCUCUGUAUAGUCGACGAGUGCGGCUACUGGACCCUGUGGAAUGUCUUGGCCUACAGCAGGACCGACAGAAAGAAGCUCCGUCUAUCCCUGUCCAAGUGCGGCCAUAUAUGGGAGGGCGCCCUGGCUGCCAUCCCUAGCAGACCUUUGUAUCCCGCUGAGAAGCACGGGGUGCUCUUUGCAGGGAAGUCGGGGGCCGAAGACUUCUGGGACGACGACACGUUUUUCCACGAUUCCGGAGAACGACGCGAGGCGCCGAGGCGCUCUACACACCUCGUUCUCUGGAACAGCGAACAGUUCGAGGUUGUCGACAUCGAGUCCAACUCUCCUCUCCCACGGAUAGCCAACUUCUCCACAGCUAAGAGCAAGUUUGGCCACAUUAUCGACAUCCGUCUCAGUCCCAUCGACCAGAGACAUAUCUUCAUGCUCACCACGCAGUUCAUCGUCUGGAUUGAUGUGACGGCCUCGUCUAGGCCCGGCUCUUCCCCACAGCCUGCCAUCAUCUUAACCUGUCCGCACAGGAUGGAGAACAGUGCCGGUUUGAGGAUGUCGGUCAGCUCCUCUACCGGCGUAGAGGGCGAGGUCCCGAUGGUAUUUGUCUCUUCUACGACGGAUCAUCAGGUCAGCGUGCAUUGGUUCAACCUUGAUCCUCGAAAUAAGCUGGCGCAAUGGCACUCCCAAAUAGCCUACAUCAUGCAAUGUUCGGCGAAGGAAGAGAGCAAAUCAUUUGCUCUCCAGGAAAUUUCUUUCCACCCUUGCAAGUUCACAUCCACACACCCCGCGUCGGGUACCGGGUUCCGGUACCGACAGGCUGGCGUGCAGUUCUACCAGGGUAUGGUUCUCGGUCAGGACCUCAGUCUUCGAUACUGUGUGUGCUUCGCAGCCUCCGAUCCGAGGCUCGAUGUGACACCGCCUACGAAUCGCAUCGGAUGGACAAAGAUGGACCAGAAUCGCCGGUGGAAGAAGAAGAGGCUCCAGAUGCUGCGUUACAUGGGAGAGACGGUUGUAGUGCCGGAAACGAUGACAGACGAUGUCAUCAUGUCACUCUCUCGGCGGCCUCCUCAGGGAGUUGAAGAUGAAGAUAGUAGCUAUCCCGGCAUUGCGACUCGGGGUGGGGCGACCGAGUCUUCGAAACCUGUUCAUCUGAACAUGUCCAUCAUUCGCCGGGCUAUAUCGGAAAGGCUGCAUGAUAACAGCAGCCUGCCUACCGCUGCUGGGUUGCCUCAACAGUAUCUCGAUAUGCUUCGGGACGUGGUUCACGGGAGGCAUAUCAACGAGACCAUGCCCUUUAUGACAUGGCAAGAUAUUGUAGCAGAAGGCGAAUCGGAUCACGCGUCUGAUACUGUCCCAGCCGAACAGCUAGCCAAGGCAGUCGAGGAGAUGUUGCGCGAGGUGGGCGAUCAGACGGUCAUGGUGCAGCUAACCAGGCGCCGCAACGGCGAUACCUCCAGAGUCGGGAAUUUUUCGCAACUACACCGCCAGCUCAAGUCCAUAUGGCUAGGCCCACUUCGGCACAAGCUAUCAGCCCAAGAGCUGGCAGCUCGGGAGUCGUGGCUAGCCGAUCUAUCCAGGGAACUCUUCCUCUCCAUGCACGGCGUCGCAGUGCAGGGCACCAUGAACAGACCGCUAUUCAACAGCAACAGCACGAGGGGACAGUCCCGAUCACAGCAGAGCGGCCUGCCACCGCGCAAUUCGGCCCGAUCCUCCCAGGCUGCUACUUCCGGCCCCCCAUCAUCGCCGUUCCCUUCCUCGCCACCAGCCAGCAGCGUCCGUUCCUCAGCUGAGCCGAUAUCGGACGACGCGUUUGAGCGUCUCCGGCUCCUCGCACCUACGAUCCAGCCCCCCAAGACGUCCAAGAAGCCCGCUGUGCUGUCGUACUGGCCUACGGAGCGCGGCGUCGACCCGGCCACCUAUGUGUCCAGCGUGGCCAUUGCCAGCGACAAGAAGCUCGACGGCGCCAGGCAACGACUGCAGAGGAUCGAGGCCAAGCGCAGAGCCACGUCGGACAGGUAUCGGCGGAGAGUCCCUCCUCCUCCGCUAACGUCGUCGUCGUCGCUCGCGAGGUCUGGUCUGCCGUCGCCGCUUCCCGAGAAGAGAGACGAUGAUAGGUCAGGUGUGGCGACGCAGCAGGUCUUGUCCAGUCAGCUGCAGAUGCCACCAUCCUCGUCGCAGGUUCCCGGACCGCCAGUCAUCAGUAUGAGCCAGCCGGUCUCGGGGCCGUUUGGUGGUAGGAAGAAGAAGAAGGCGAAGAAGGAGAAGAGGAGUGGAUUCCGGUGA